This is a messenger RNA of Falco peregrinus (peregrine falcon), 3780 nucleotides long. Its product is annotated as ethanolaminephosphotransferase 1-like. Bases 58 to 1218 code for a protein of 386 amino acids. The record is from RefSeq and is a predicted model, not a curated record. Gene Ontology annotation, biological process: phosphatidylethanolamine biosynthetic process. NCBI's taxonomy places the organism in Eukaryota, Metazoa, Chordata, Aves, Falconiformes, Falconidae. The transcript has 10 exons. Gene Ontology annotation, cellular component: endoplasmic reticulum membrane; Golgi apparatus. Gene Ontology annotation, molecular function: ethanolaminephosphotransferase activity.
CCGCCCCCGGCCCCGCCGCCUCCAUCCGUCCCCCCCGGCCGCCUUCCCGGCGCGGCGAUGUGGCGGUAUGUCAGCGGCCGGCAGCUGGAUGGCUUCCGCCAGUACAAGUACAGUGCUGUGGAUACAAAUCCUUUAUCUGUAUAUAUUAUGCAGCCCAUCUGGAACAAAAUUAUUAAGAUAGUGCCUUUGUGGAUUGCUCCCAACCUGUUAACAUUCUCUGGAUUUGUCAUGAUUUUAGUUAAUUAUUUUCUAAUAUCUUUUUAUGACUGGGACUACACUGCCUCAGGUACCAGUCCUGGACUUGUUCCCACCUGGGUGUGGCUGUUCAGUGCUUUUACCACCUUUUGUGCUUAUGCUUUAGACUCUAUAGAUGGGAAACAUGCUCGAAGGACUCAGUCCAGUACUCCUCUAGGAGAAUUAUUUGACCAUGGGCUGGAUAGCUGGGCUACCUCCAUUUUUGUGCUUUCUUUUUUUUCUGUCUGUUCCCGUGACAAUGGGAAGACUGGAGUUUCUGUAUAUACAAUGUAUAUAUAUUUAAGCAUUGUCUUGUUUAACUUUAUGUGUUCACACUGGGAGAAAUAUAACACAGGAGUUCUUUUUCUUCCUUGGGGAUAUGAUAUAAGCCAAGUGGUAUUAAUAGCAGCAUAUCUGCUGACUGGUGGUGUUGGUGUGGAAGUCUGGCAGAAACCUCUCCUGUUUGGUUAUUACAUUACAGACGCAUUAGUAAUCUUGCUUAUAGGUUUCAGUUUAUUUCUUUCAUUUCCACAAACACUAUACAACAUUCACAGAGCACGUUUAAAGAAAACACUGAAGAACGAUUCUUUGUAUGAAGGACUCCUACCUCUUGUGUCACCUCUGUUGCUGUUCAUUCUUCUCACAGUCUGGGUGGUUUUAUCUCCAGGCAACAUAUUAGCAAAGCAACCGAGACUGUUUUUAUGGAUGGUUGGGGUUGCUUUCUCAAACGUUAUUUGCAAAGUGAUCAUCUGCCAGAUGAGCAGCACCCGGCCGGAGCUUUUCCACUGGUUCCUCUUCCCGCUGGCGCUGGUGGUCUGUGCAGCCAUCUCCGGGCUGCUGGGCUGGAUGGAAGAAGUGGUGCUCGCCAUGUUCACCGUGCUGGUCACGGCUGCCCACGUGCACUACGGUGUCUGUGUGGGGAGGCAGCUGAGUGAGCACUUGAACAUUUACAUCUUUUCCUUGAAGAAACGUGUCCACGAGUGAACACCUGUGCUAUGAUCAGACUGUAACACUUGAUGUGGAGAUUCACAGCUCUUCUGAUGUGAUAAAUAGUUGGAAUUAAUCUGAUUAAAAUAACCAAAGAAUAGAAUAAUCCAGAUAUCUGAACCACUGCAACCAUGAGCUAUGCAGCAAGAUGCUUCAUCUCAGAGGAAGAUUCCUGUCCAGCAGAGAAGCGUUUACCAGGUUGUUCUGCUGCUAAUAUGUAUUCUCUUCACUAAUGCCAUGUUGUCUUCCUCCUCCUUGCCACUGUGUCCAAAGUCCUGGAUAAACCCAUGCUGGGUUACAUGAGAUCUUUGAUGGUUUAUAACCAGCGCUGGUUUUGCCCAGCCUAGUCACCAGUGGGAACCCAGCAAUACAAGCCCUCCCUGUAUGUCCUUCCCACUCAGUCAGCACUGCCUGGUUCAUUUUCCUUAUUUAUUUUCUCACAACUCAUUUCUUCCAUACAGCCUCCUGAAGGGCUUAUGCCUAUUCAGUCUUUUCCUCUCCUCAAAUGAUUGUGUGAAGAGAAAGAGCUCAGAAAGCUAUGGAUACAGUAAAGUGUUUUUGAAACAUGAUUUUUUUCCCCCCAGCAUCAAGAUGAGUCUAGGCUGACCUGUAUCUGUCAGAAAUGCAGGCUCUGUACAGCAGCAACUGGCCUUUAGACUUAUUUUCUAGGCAGCAAUAAGCGCACUGUUGAUAUUUCAGUAGCAACAAGCAAUAUACCCUACAAAGGUAACCAGCUGAGAGUAAAUUUAGCCAACAAACCUUUGAAGAUUCUCAUAUUUCACUGCAAAACUAGUCAAACAUCACCUGAGUGCAAAAUGCUAAGCAAAUCAUCAUUUGCCUGUGUGCUCAAAACAAAUUCUUGUGGUUUUAGAUAAUGACAAAAAAACCAGACAGACAAGAAGAGCUUUUUUUAAACAUUACACAUUUGCAUGCAGAUGUAAACUGCUCACUUCAUCUACAUGUAGGUUUUGUGUGUGCUUUGGAGGAAGGAGUAAGAAUUUGAGUUUCAUCUCUUUUCAUAUGCUGCCUUAGCCAGAGGGACUUUGUGGCCUUGAAGCGCUAAUGAAACAAUCUGUCCGCUUUCCCCAAGGUAAGCAUUAGAUUACAUUUCUUGCACAGAGAGAUGUGAUUGAUGGACUGCCGUGUUUAUUAAGUAGUUAUAUCUUGCUUGCCAGAAGCAGGGCAGAAGCGUAGUUGGGCUGCUGAGCCUUAAGUUCACUUUCUUCAGUUCUUAAACCAUUUCUCUGGCCUUAUCGCUAGCCUGAUCAUUUCCCCCCCGGUUAACAUACCCUUACAUCAGUAGCUCCUAUUAAUAUUUCCAGCUGAGAACUGACUAGUCAUAUCUUUGUGAAUAGCUUCAGUUUAAGUUUGUACCACCCGCUACAGUAGUUGGCCUACCUCAGCGUCCGUAGGGCUGAUUUCCCCUGGCAGCUCUUGCCACGAGUACCAAGGGACAAGCCUGCACAUCAGCUUCCCCUCUUCGCAAAGCAGAAAAGCCACGCUGGCUUGUAAAGUUUCUUAGGGUUUGAAAGUACGCACAUUCCACCUACCAAAUGAGCAUGUUGAGGUCCCACCCCACAGAUGAACACCAUGCUACAGGCACAGUUCAAGCAGCUGAAGGUUCAGGUUAGGCAGAGGACACAAGGUCACCCCUGUUAAUGCUGGUUUGGAGAUUUUGCCAAGAGCCCUGCAGGGAAGGGAGGCUCACGCGCCCUCCAGCACCGGUCCAGGGCAGCAGCUGGAACCAGAGGCUCUUCCAGCCUUCCCUCCCCACUGGUGCGGUGGAGCGUGCCCCUGCCCUGCCUGAGCCCAGGGAGCCUUGGGUCUCCACAGAGGCACUCCCUAACUGCCUGAGGACUCUCAUCGAGUAAGGCUGACAGCUGUUUUUUUAAUAAGGGUUGCUAAAAAGCCUGUUCUGACUGUGUUUGAAGGGGAACGACGAGUUUGAUGUAGGCAUGCACACAGCAAUCUCACUGAUGAAGUUAAAUACUACAUCUGAGACCAGGUACGCUGCUGCAAAAGUCUCACGUAUUUCAGUUUAUAUUUAACCCAUCCAUGAAAAGUAUUUAGAGGAAGUCCAAACAAGAAGAGAAUAAUAAAUUAAACAAAAAUACCUCUGGAUUGAAUGUGGUUGUACUGGAGGAACCCUGUGGACAGGCUUCCCUUUUCCCUCUGUCUUGCACUUAUUUAUGAAACAGUUGGAAAUAAGGGUCACAGAAGCGGCACAAUUUGGUGCACUGUAAUGGAGUAUUUUGAAAUAUUUCAUUAAAUGAAAUUAUAAAACUUGAGCUGCCACAACCUGCCUGCACUUGUACCUUUCUGAAGAGAAUUACGAUAUCACUGUUAAAGGAAACUGAAGCUCUGGCCAGCUUUUUCACAUUCUAUAUGAAGACAUGGCAAGUAACUUUCUUUUUCCUUUUUGAAGCAGCUUCUCACUACAAUCUCUCUAAAGACAAGUAUAAAAACAGAUCGUGUAUUGCACAGUGUAUAUAUUGAAUUGUUAGUCAUCAUAGAUGGCAACUGGUUCAAUGAACGGGAAUAAAGAUGCUUUCUUCAUAA